AUGGAGUCAUGCGCAUCGAUUCUUCUCGAAGGAGUGACGGGCGGGGAGGAAAGGGAGCUGCGCAUCGAACAUCUCGAAAACAAAACGGACGCGAAAUCGCCACGCCCGCAAGCUGUUGUUGUCACCGACUCGAAUGGCAAUGAUGACGAUCGAACGAAAAAGGACGAACAGGUGGAGAUCCGCGAUUCGGUGAGCACCGACCCGAAAACCGGACUGAAGAAGAGGACCAUCGUGACCGAAAGAGUACUCACCACAAAGACCUUCCAUGCAUUGUCCUUGGACCCGGCUCCUUCGAUGGCACCCGUGAGCAAUGGCCGAAUACUGAGCCCGGGUUAUCAGGCCCGGGUCGUGCACAUCGACGCCAAACAGUUGAAUCAGAUAGAAGUCGAGACGAUCUCUGGACAGCUGGUAGUGACGCGAGUAAAUGCUUCUGCGAACCAUGAUAUCCAUCCUGGUGAUACGAUAACCCACGUCAACGGUAAAGCUGCACUGCAUCAGUCAGCGAUUUCCGGCCUAUCCGGACGCAUAACUCUCACACUUGUUCCGGCUGCCAUACAUGGAGCUCCAUCAGUGUUUUAUCGGGUCAAUAGUGAUUAUAAUUCGGACGCAGAUGAUACGAGGAUCUGCCGAUGGCUGUCCAUAGAUGUGAAGAAGGGAGAUGUAGUACAAAUUAUGAGUCAAGAUGACAACUGGCUGCAGGCCAGAAAGGUCAAUGAUCUAUCAAGAGUCGGUUACCUGCCUGCGUCUUUGUCGAAAGAGAAGGUAGCAAUGUUAUGUCCUUUUGGUCGAAGGGUGCUCGUCCUUCUUGGAGCCGUUGGUGUAGGACGACGAACUCUGAAGUCAAUGCUUCUCAGAGCUGCCCCUCAAUAUUUCGCCACUGUUGUUCCUAUGACCUCUCGAGCAGCUCGUCCGGGCGAACAAGAAGGUCGCGAAUACCAUUUUGUGACCAAAGAAGAGAUGCUCAAGAAGAUACGCAAUGGCGGAAUGAUCGAGUGGGGAGAACUUGACAACCAGCUGUAUGGCACAGACGCAGAUGCCGUCCGUGAUGUAGUACGAAGUGGACGGAUGUGCGUGUUGGACUGUGCACCUCAGGCACUUUCGCACCUGUACAAUUCAGAAUUUAUGCCUUUCGUCGUUCACAUCGUCCCACCACAACUGGAAGAGUUCCUGCAAUUAGAAAAUCUGCGACAAAAUAAGCGGCCAGUCGAUCAAUUGAGCAAGGUGUGUGCUGAAAGUGAUCAAAUCGCCAAUGGUCCUCAUGCGGAUCAGAUUCACCUCACCCUAAUGAACCGAAAUAUGGAUGUGACCUUCAAAAGGUUAACCGAUGCUUUGGAGCUACUACGAAACGAUACCCAAUGGGUACCAGAAAGCUGGAUGUCAUAAUGUACAUAUCGAGAAUUUCUAGUCAUUUAUUAUUCGUGCUUUCUCUUUCUAAAAAAAUAUGGCGAAGCGCUAUUGACAUAGGCGCAGUGUACCUUCAAAUUCGGUGUUGUUUGUAUCAAAUGGCUGUUCGUUAUCUGUUAUCAUUUCUUUCAUACUGCCAGUAGUGUGCGAAGUACACUAAGACUUUGCAAAGCUUCGGCGUCUGAUCUGAUCUCUUAUAGUCUACCUGUGAAGCAGAGUUUCAUGAAUUAAAUGCUUUCC
This is a messenger RNA of Cylicocyclus nassatus, 1644 nucleotides long. The record is from the annotation of a GenBank genome assembly. NCBI's taxonomy places the organism in Eukaryota, Metazoa, Nematoda, Chromadorea, Rhabditida, Strongylidae.